AUGCGUUUUGCUUUUCCUACAGCAAGCAUUCUCUUAUGCUUAACAGCUAUCAGCGCACAACAACAGCAGCAAAAUUCUAGUAACAAUGUUACCAUUUUGCAAGCAUUGAACGACACAAAUUCGAGUCCUGCUCUCAAAUUCGUAGAGUUCUUGCAAUCAUCUCCAGAUUAUCAAUCCAUCUUGGAAAUCCUGAAUGAUACCUCAAGCAAUGUCACUUUGUUUGUACCAUCAGAUCAAGUCUAUUACAAAGCAACAGGCCAGCAGCCCCCAGCGCCAGCUCCUCCUGCUCCGGCUGGUAACACCACUACUGGCACCAAUAGUACAACUGGCACAAAUGCUACUACUCCCUCUAGUACUGCUAUUGCUGGAGGUGGUUCAGCUACUUCUUCUUCUGCCGCUGCUGCUCCUACUGCUUCUGCCUCCACCUCUUCCUCUGCUGGUGGAUUACCUGCUUUCUUGUCAUCUAUCUUGUAUGGAAGAUCUUCUUCCACUGCUCAACCUGUUCAGCCUACAUUAGCUCCUGCAACUACGGGUAUCCCUCAGAACAGCCCAGUCGCUUCUGGCCGCUUUAGCAACAACAUGGCUCGCUAUGUCAAGAUCCCCCAUGCCGAGGUAGUUCAACCUUAUGAGCGUUUUGGCGCCGCUAGUGAUGCUUCGGAUGACGCUAAAGAUACGCCUUCUUUGGUGAUGAGAGCACUUGUGGUCGAAAGACAACAGCAGCAACAGCAAAACAAUGCAAGUGAUUGGAAAUCUGUCACUACGGAUGCUCCAUUUGUUGAUCAAUUUAGCUUUGCUGACCUUCUCACCUAUCAUCUGGUGAAUGGAUCCAUUCAAUUGAAUAAUACUCAAAAUGCUACUAUCAUUAUGAAUACUCUUUUGACAAACGAAACUGUCGAUAAGCUUGGAUAUGGUUUACCUUUGCUUCUUCAACAACAACAGCAGCAGCAAGGUCAGCAACAACAAGGCGGCCAAGAUCAAGGUCAAGGCCAAGGUCAAGGUCAACAAAACCAAACUCAAGGUCAAGGCCAAGAUCAAGGUCAAGGUCAAGGUCAAGGUCAAGGUCAAGGUCAAGGUCAAGGUCAAGGUCAAGGUCAACAAAACCAAACUCAAGGUCAAGGCCAAGAUCAAGGUCAAGGUCAAGGCCAAGAUCAAGGUCAAGGUCAAGGCCAAGGUCAAGGUCAACAAAACCAAACUCAAGGAUUAUGGCAGCAAUUGCAACAACAACAAGGCAAUGGUACUUCCAACUCGUCCAACAGUGCUGGUGGUAACUGGACUGUAGGCAGCGGCUUGGGAGACGAUGCCAACAUCAUGAUAAAUGAGACCAUCCAAGCUUCAAAUGGUAUGGUGUACAUCAUUGACAAGAUUUUGGUGCCUCCUGUGAGUCCUACGGAAACAUUGCACACAAUUCAAAAUGCUUCCUUCUUCGAAUGGCUAUUGACAAAGUCGACAGAAAACAGUACCUUGGAUAGCACGUCUAACAUUACUAUCUUUGUUCCUACCAACGAUGCUCUGCAAAACUUGAAUUUUACCGAGUUGAACAAUGAUACACUGGAGGGUGCUUUAAAGGCUCAUAUUGUGCCUGGUGUCUACUACACUACUAAUUUGACAAAUGAGCCCACAACUGUCCAGUCAGUAGGCGGUACCAACAUCACAUUGACCAACUCUGAUCCUACUAACAACAGCAGUGUCACUGUCAACAAUGCUCAUUUAGUCCAAGGAAACAUUUUGCUCAACAAUGGUGUAAUGCAUUUGAUUGAUAGCAUUUUGAACUUCACCGUUGAACCUCCUAAUGGCAGUGGUAAUGGCAGUGGUAGUGGCAGUGGUAAUGGCACUGAUAAUGGCAACUCAACUGGCGCUGGACCUUUCCCUGCGUCUCAAACAUCUACUAAGUCUAUGGCAGUCUCCAUUGCUAUGCCAACGAUCGGAAGUGCAUUUGGUCUCAUUCUUUGUGCUAUCUAUGCUUGCUUCUUUUCCUGGUAA
Molecule: messenger RNA, 1980 nt
Organism: Mucor velutinosus
Lineage: Eukaryota; Fungi; Mucoromycota; Mucoromycetes; Mucorales; Mucoraceae
Exons: 5
Coding region: 1-1980 (659 amino acids)
Source: RefSeq, a predicted model, not a curated record